Molecule: messenger RNA, 2487 nt
Organism: Thalassophryne amazonica
Lineage: Eukaryota; Metazoa; Chordata; Actinopteri; Batrachoidiformes; Batrachoididae
Gene: prepl
Product: prolyl endopeptidase like
Exons: 15
Coding region: 117-2267 (716 amino acids)
Biological process (GO): proteolysis
Cellular component (GO): cytoskeleton; Golgi apparatus
Molecular function (GO): serine-type endopeptidase activity
Source: RefSeq, a predicted model, not a curated record
CAGCGUCAUCGUCAGCGCGCUCUGUUUAGGAAAACCUGCGUGUCUAUGCAGCUGUAAACGUUACAGUGAUUUUUAGAUUAAAUAUGUUCUGAAUAUGACCGUGUAGUUAACGGGACAUGAUGUCGGUCCUGUCCUCUCUGCUGUGGGUAUCCUUUCGUUUCCUUACAGCUUCUCGUUGUGUUGCCUUUUCGUGUCGGACUUCACAGCUCUACAAGUUGUUCGUCCCACGCUGUUACACAUCGAGUGCCACAGACACACCAGCUGAUUAUCUCACAUCUGGCAUCGAGGAGUACAAGGAUUUACAGAAAUAUUUCAGCAGGAGACUGAGGGCAACAUACCGCAAGUUUUCCAGUGUGCCAGAUAACUCCAUGGUUUGUGGCCGUCACCAUGUGUACGUCGUUCAAUUUGAUGGCAUCUACAGAAUGGGCUCCAGACACGGUGAGUCAGAGUCACAGCAGGUGUUGGAUCUGAGGCAAAUCCCUGCAGAGGAGACAAAGACGGGAGUCGAAAACCUGCCAUGGGUCAUCCAGAGAGUGCGUGUGUCACCGCAGGAGAAGCACCUCGCUGCCACUGUGAAGACCUGUGACAGUGAAAUGCCAAAAUGUUUGAUUGUUAAGCUUGGAGAUGGAAAUCCUGAUUUUGUGGAUCCCCCACAUGUUGCACUCACUGUGGACAAAGUCGUCAGCUUUGAGUGGGUGACAGAUGACAUCCUGUUUUAUACGACACUGGAGGGUCUGCGCUGCAGCAGUGUGUUUCGUUUGGACCUAACCUGCAGGAGAACACACUCAGUGUUUGAGGAAUCACGGCCUGACGUGUUUGUGGAGGUUGCACUUUCCAGAGACAGACACAUUCUGACCAUUAACUGCAACAGCAAGACAAGCUCAGAAGUGCUGCUCAUUGAUACCACCACACCCAAUUUAGAACCCUUCCUGGUUCAGCCACGCCAGCGGGACUUGCUGUACCACGUCGAGCACUGGAGAGGAAGUUUGAUUUUACUGGCCAACACAGGCCCUGGGCUGGAAUAUCAGGUGGUACAGGCUUCACUCUUGGAGCCAUUCAUGGCCUCCUGGGUGCCUUUGUUUGUCCCUGGUCCAGGCGCUGUGGUCAAAGACAUGGAGGUGGUUGGAGACCACUGCGUGUUAUUUGCACGAACACAAGUGGGUGAGCUUGUGUUGACUGUGGUUCCAUUGACCCAUCCCAGCGAAGCAUUUACUAUACAGCUCCCCUCCUGGGCCUGUGCUGUUGAAACUAGAAAACCAGGAUUGACAAACCAACACAAUGUGUUAGAGCUCCUAAUCUCAUCUCCAGUCCACCCCCCAGUGCCCUUCUGUCUGAACCUCAAGGAUGGACUGCUUUUGGCCAGAACAAAAGACUGGACCUCCAUGGAGAAGCAGAGCGGUUCUGUCAUCUCACGGUUGGAGGCCUGUAGCCAAGAUGGCACUUUGGUACCAGUCACACUAUUUCACACGGUACCUGUGGAGCGUUUGAAGGAGGCACCGCUGCUGGUCCACGUGUACGGAGCUUACGGCAGAGAUGUGCACAUGGACUUCUGCCCGGAGAACACACUGCUCCUGCAGCAGGGCUGGACUCUGGCCUACUGCCACAUCAGAGGUGGAGGAGAGCGAGGUCUGUUUUGGCACCGCCAGGCUCGUGUGGAAGGGAGGCAGAGAGGAGUGGACGACCUCCGAGCAUGUCUCCAUCACCUCUUCUCCAUCGGCGUCUCCUCACCUUCACUUACCGCCCUCACCACCUGCAGUGCCGGGGCUGUGCCCGUAGGGGCGCUGUGUAACAGUCACCCACACAUGAUGCAAGCUGUUAUGUUGCAGGCUCCUUUUCUGAACGUUUUGGAGGCGAUGGAGAACUCCAACCUGCCGCUGACCGUGGAGGAGCGAGAAGAAUGGGGAGAUCCUGUAGGAAACACAAAACACAGGCUCGCCAUUACCUCAUACUGUCCCUUAAACAACAUUACACCUCAGCAGAGAUACCCAUCUAUGUUGCUGACAGCCUACAGAGACGAUGCCAGAGUGCCUCUGACGGGGAUCCUGAAAUACACAGAGAAGCUAAAGAAAGCUCUUCAUACACACUUCACCACUCACCCUGUGUCAGGAUGUAAACCAAACAUUGUUCUGAAUGUCCAACCUGGAGCAAACCACCUCGGACCAGAAGACUUUGAACUGAGACUGGAGGAGGCUGGCCUAAAACUAGCUUUUCUCUACCAAGAACUUGGCCUGGACCAUCUUCGGCCUCCACGGAAGAAGAGGAGAUAAAUUUCAGGUGCCAGGUAGCAGUUGUCCACCGAGCAACUGGUUUGACACAAGGGAAGAUGUCAACACUGAAACUUACUACAGUGGUCAAUGAAAGAAAUAGACUUUAGGAGACACUGAAAAGAAAUGUGAAGAAGUGAUUGUAUUAUGAAGCUAUCAUCAGUGACAUUGUCUGUCCUUAUCAGCAUUUAUAAAGUAGGUCCAUGGCUUCUAAGUAGCAGCC